CAUUAUUGGACCGGGUGGUACCGAGUUCAGCGCAACUACUGCCUCUGGUUCAUUGUUGGGAACAAUAUUUGUUUGACCGCCCAGCCGUCGACCCUGCCUUCUUUACUUUCUUCUCUAAAUGUUAGUCCCGGACGUUGACCGUGCUGCUGGGCGCACGUCACCAUUCCCGGGUACUACUAGUAGAUUUGGCGCUUUAUCUCCUUUGCUUUCUGCUUCACUAACGGAAGAACACAUCGCGGAAGCCCUUCAACAGUCAUCCGACAAUGGCGCUACCCUUGAUCUUACACACAAGAACCUGACAGAUGUUGGUGACGAUGGUGCAGAACAUCUAGCAACCAUGGGCAGGAACGACUCCCUCGAUGACGAAAGUUCAGUACUCAGGAUUGCCUUGGGGUACAAUCGUCUUGCUACACUCCCUACUGCGUUUGCCCUACUGUCUCGCUUGAGAUACUUGAACUUGCAGAACAAUAGUUUCAUCACUUUCCCCGAUGUAUUAACGGUCAUGCCAUCCCUAGAAAUUCUGGACAUCAGUCGAAACAAAAUCAAACGACUACCCAGCCAAUCAGGCUCUCUGAUCAACCUGAGGGUUUUUUGCCUUUCACGCAACAAAAUCACGCGCGUCCCGGUGUACUUUACUGAAUUUCAUGAACUUGACGUCUUGAAGAUAGACCACAAUCCGAUAGAGUGGCCGCCGAAGUAUGUUAUGGAAACGUCAGAUGGAGGAAAGGAGUGGAUAACAUUCAUGCAGAAGUGGAUGAAGAACAGCUCUCGGCCUCGCUUGGACGUGAAAAAGCCCAGUAUGGACUCGUUUUUGAGUGCAAAUGCUGCUCUGGAUAACUCCAUUGAGGACCACAUACAAUCCUGGUCUCAUAUGCACGAUGACUCAGACCCAGGUGUUACCCCCCACGCUCGCUCCUUCUCUAUUGACUCCACCUUUCCCCCCCUUCCGGGACCUGCAAAGGCGCCAUCGCCGCGUUCCGACCGCCCGCCACCUCUACGCCUGGGGACGCUUCCUCCAUUCAAAGUGCCGCCUCGAUCAAGUUCUACCGGGAGCUACCUACCUACUCCUGCCGAGUCCGUAUCCUCUACAGAUGAUGACAGUACAGCCGUGCCAGAGGGUUCACAGCAUGGCCGUAAUGCAUCAUUUGCCGGUUCAGCUCGAGAUCGCCGUCCAGCACUGUUCGGAAAGAAGAGUCUACCAGAUCUCCGUGCAGCCAAAGUGAGUGACGGUGUCGACAAGCAAACUAGUAAUGGAGCAAGCAAAGGAGUCGUCUCACCUGAUCCACAGUCACAGUACGAGUUUUCAAUGCCCUCACCUCUCUCUCAUCGUCAAGACUCCUCAUCAUCGUCUGACGGUUCCUCGCAUUUCCGACGCCAAAAGGCCUACGGUCAGACACCUCCUUCAUCUGCAUCACCGACCUCUGGCGAUCCUCCGCGGCCGGUUCCCGAAGUCGAACGCCAUGCAUACUUCAAGCGUCUCUCUGCGCUUCCUACCAGUGCUAUGAUUAUUAAUCUCCCCUCCUCACUACGCUCCCUCGUAGAAUGUGCACGGUCGCUGUUCUUCGCUGUUUCGCAGGUGUAUCAGGCACUUUCACACUAUAUCACUUACACCAACGACCGCCAACUCUCCUCCGUACUGAAGAAAGUCACUGACCCUGCGUAUACUUACAUGAUGCAGUUGAACGGUGCUCUCGAUCGGUUUGAUGCGAUUUGCAAGAGAACGACGCCACCUCCUUCGCUCUGUCGGGCGCUUGUGGAGAGCAGUAGAGACACUGCAGCCAUGUUUGGCAAGGCUAUCGCGAUGAUGUCACUGCAGUUGAACAUCCUCGCGUCCAAAGAUGAUGACCGCUAUAUGCGCUCACUGGUGCUGAUCUUUUACGGUGCCAUGGCCGAGAUAUCGAAUGCAUGGCAGUCGAUGGUUCCACACGUUGAAGCCAUCAAACCUCAUCUCUCGGAUCGCCGGCGGCCUCAUGUGGUGAAGCCCCAACCAGUUCCGCAUUCCAGUCCUGAGCUUCUCCCCGCAUCAGCACCCCCGUCAUACUCCCCAUUCAAUGUGCCGCAGCAUGGUGUUCCAAUCGCCAGAUCACGGCCCACACAAUCCCUUGGUCGAGCAAGAACCACGCGGCGCCAUGCUGGGUCGUUCAGCUCGAAAGACGUGGAGAUUGGUAAAUCCUUACCUUCAUAUGACCUGCCACUCCCAUCUGGCGGUAUGGUACAUUCUCCGUCGGCGACGCUUCGUGCAGGACAACGUCAUCCGGCGCUUCCCCUUUCAGCAUCGACAUCGAGCCUGGCUCCCUCGUUGAUGAAUUCCAGCAUGCCUUCGAUAUCGUCGCUGUCUGGGCACCCAGUACACGCCUCUCGGAAUGGUGAGCACUCCCGACAAACGUCUUUGACGCCGUCACCUGCGCCAUCGCCACCUCAUGCGCCCAUCCGACGCCCAACACUUGAAAUUCCUCCUUCCCGGACAUUGGUCGACAAAGACGCCCUCGACGCCAUGGAAGUCGCAGUGGAGGCAGCGCCUGCAGUGUGGGAGAUGCUGAAAGAGAUUGUGGACAAUUUAUCUGAAGGAGCUGAAGAAUUCCGCAACACGCUUCUUAAAGCUAAAUCCACGACAGAGCGCCUACGUACUAAUAUAAACGCAAUGCGGUGCGCUGACCCAGGGGCAGACAGAAAAGGCCUCCGCGAGGACGCACACGUGUUCGUCAAGAUCGUAGUGAAAUUAUCAAAUAUGGUCAAAACCCACGGCACGUCCCACGCCGUAUUCUCAGAUCUUCUAGGCAAGAUGUUGGCAUUGACAAAUGCCACGCAGGAGUUUGUGAUGCUGCUGCACGUCUCGUCGUUCUCGCCAUCAUCGACGCCUCGACCAUACUCUCCCAUGACUGCUAUCUUGGCGCCGUCCGCAGUCGGGCUGACUGCUGUUGACGGGCGGCUAGGUGCAAAUUUAUCCAGAAGCCGCAGCUCCACACAGCCGAAGACAUUGAAACUGUUUGGUCCCAUAACAGUCCCGCGGAGCGCUCUUCCAAACCAGUCCUUCCAUAUACCCCGGAUGCGGGACACGAGCGAUGAAGGUUGAGCCCUGGUGGCCUUGUAGAACUGAUUAACUGUUAUGUCCAUGACUCAUCCUUACGACGCAUGACGCAUACCUGUAAUUAUCGUAGCAUCCAUACCAAUAUCUCAUAUUACAUAUUCAACU
Molecule: messenger RNA, 3193 nt
Organism: Suillus paluster
Lineage: Eukaryota; Fungi; Basidiomycota; Agaricomycetes; Boletales; Suillaceae
Product: RAM signaling pathway protein-domain-containing protein
Exons: 6
Coding region: 119-3073 (984 amino acids)
Molecular function (GO): protein binding
Source: RefSeq, a predicted model, not a curated record